Cloeon dipterum is the source of this 3474-nucleotide messenger RNA. RefSeq lists its product as uncharacterized. The record is from RefSeq and is a predicted model, not a curated record. The transcript is spliced from 10 exons. Lineage: Eukaryota; Metazoa; Arthropoda; Insecta; Ephemeroptera; Baetidae. Bases 14 to 3409 code for a protein of 1131 amino acids.
CGGUCGACCGACCAUGCCUCGUUUCUCUGCUUUAAUUUUUGUGCUCGGCGCGUCGUUGGCCUCCGCCACCGACGGCUUCGCGACCGUCUUCGAGUGGAAUAAAAGGGACUUGAACUCGCCCUUGAAGAAUAACCAGUACGAUGUUGUGGACAGAAAAUGCAUUCAAAAAAAAUUUAUUCCUCGAUACAUGGCUGUGUUCGGCGACGACGUCUUCCUCAGCCUUGCACCUUCCAAAGAUGCCUCUGUGAGCACCCUGGUCAGGCUGCGAACCAGAACCAGUUCUACACCUCCAACAAUAAAUCCCUUUCCGCCGUGGGGAAUACACGGAAAAGCUUUAAGCAGGAUCCAAGAAGUGAGAGGUCUGAAAGUGGACUCUGACGGUCGUCUUUGGGCUUUGGAUCAGGGCCGACGAGACAAUUGUUCGCCCAAGCUGUGGAUUUUCAACUUGACCCAUUAUUACGCACACCCGCGCGUGCAUCAGUUUCCAGAGGAAGUCGUGUCUCAUAGCUACGAAUCGAGGUGGCUGCACGACCUCGAGCUGGACCAAUGGAACGGCGACUGGCUGGCCUACAUUUUGGACAUCAGAUCAAAGGCCCUGGUUGUUUUCAGCUUGAAGCAAAAAAAGUCGUGGCGCGUGGAGGUGCAGGGAAAUGGAAAACCCUUUUACUCGAUCGCCCUCUCUCCAAAGGGAAAUGAAAGACAGCUUUAUGUCGGUGAGUCCCGGAGCAAAGCGAUAAAUGCCAUUUCAGUGGCUGAACUGAGGGCUGCAAGCAGAAAAGUGCAGUCGAAACAGGUCGGCAACUGGUCUUCAAAAUUUUGCUACAAAAUGCUGUCAGACAGAGACGGUUUCUUGUAUGCAGAGUGUGAAGCGAAUGCCACAAUCUUUAAAUUAGAUUCUAGGGACUUCUUGCAAGUGGAACGCUUUUAUCAGGAGGACGAACUUCAAGUGGCGUCUCGACCCUAUGCCUUUUCAGUGGACAACAUUGGGAAAUUCUGGCUGAUGGCCACGCUUACAAAUGGAACAAAGAAGAUCACGAAGCUACUCGUCAAAUGGCCGACUGGCUCUCUCGGAAGAACGAAAGGGUUAUCAGAGCCCGCUCCGACGCACCGAAACGUCACUCCCAUCUUCGAGUGGGAUGAAUUCGACUUUUGCACCCCAAAGGAGGGCAAGGAGACGGCCGUCAGUUCCGGAUGUAAUGACGCCGAUGAGAUCAAAUUGAAGUUCCUCGCAGUGAAUGGCCAGAAGAUAUUCCUCAGCUUCUCUCGAGAUUAUCCCGUGACCCUUAUCUGGAUGCCCGCGUUCUCUGCGCCCCUGAAACAUCUGCCUUAUCCUUCCUGGCAAAUGCAGGAAGAAGGUGACUGCAGAGCCUUGCAGGACGUCAGAGGCCUGCAAGUGGACUCUUUGGGCCGCCUCUGGGCAGUGGACAACAGCAUGGAAGAAGUUUGUCGUCCAAAGCUGUGGAUAUUCGACAGCAGUGACCAGGUGGAGCUAGUGUACAAGUUCCCUGGUGAUGUUGUGCCCCGCAAUGGUUAUAUGUGGUUGGGCGCAUUGGCGUUGGAUGAGACGCCAGACGACAUCUUCGCCUACAUCACCUGCUCCCUUUCACAAAUCGUCAUUUUCAGCUUGAAAUCAAGGAAGUCGUGGCGAGUGAACACACUAUUGAAUUUCAUCCAGAGUAUUGCCCUUUCACCUCAUCUGGAAGAGAGGAAGCAACUCUACUUCAGCAGCCAAAAUUUCAAUGAACUGUACUCGGUGCUCGUCGAGGAUCUCAGGACAGGGGUUCGCUUUCCGCCAAUCACAUUCGUUGGAAAAAAGACGGCGCCGUCCCAGACGAUGGCCAUGGACAAAAACGGUCGCUUGUAUUUUGACUUGGUCGGGAAGAAAUCCAUCGCCACCUGGGACACCAAUUUCCCCUUCAAAGAGGAGAUUUUGUUCACGGAUAGCAACGUUGAGGAUUUUUGGCCGAUCCAUUUUAUUUUCGACGCGUCCAACAAUCUUUUCCUGAUUGCCCGGUUUACCUCGAAUCCAAGGUACAGAUUAUUCAGAGCUGCAGUGGUAUUCGACACAAAGUGCAACAAUUGCACAGCUAAUAAAGAUUCGGAUUUCUGUCGAGUAAACACCGGAGUGUGCAAAAACGGCAACAAUUCUGUGGAACUCGCUCCCAAACCCAAGAAUUUCACUUCCGUCUUCCAGUGGAACGAAUUUGACUUCCAGGCAGUGAGAAACGAUAGCUUAUUUGAACUCGACAAAGUCCAGCCGCAUUUCCUCGCAAUGAAUGGCCACAGGAUGUUCCUCAGCUUCUCUCGAAACUUAAAGAGACGCGAUCCCGUGACCCUGGCCUGGAUGCCGAAGAAAAACGCGUUCUCUGCGCGCCUCAAACAACUGCCUUAUCCUUACUCGAUAUUCAUGGAGGAGGGAGACUGCAGUGUUUUGUUCGAAGUCAGAGGCCUGGAAGUGGACUCUUCGGGCCGCCUCUGGGCCGUGGACAACGGCUAUAAAUCUUGUCGUCAAAUGCUGUGGAUAAUCGACGGCAGUGCUGACAAAGUGGAGCUAAAGUACGUGUUCCCCGAAGAUGUCGUGCGCCAUGGCUUUGGAAACUUUGCCGAAGUGGCGUUGGAUGAGACGCCAGACGACUUUUUCGCGUACAUCGCCGACUCCAACUCCUUCUCUUCACACCUCGUCGUUUUCAGCUUGAAAGCAAGGAAGUCUUGGCGAGUGGAAAUUCAAAUGAAACACAUCCGCGGUCUGGCUAUUUCUCCCCUGAAAGAGAAAAAGCACCUCUACCUGAGCAGUGGGUGUUCCGAAGUACUGUACUCGGUGCUCGUCGAGGAUCUCAGGACGGGGUCUCCGUCUCCGAGUGUCACAUUCGUCGGAAACAAGACGGCGCCGUCCAGGAGAAUGGCCAUGGACACAAACGGACGCUUGUAUUUUGAUUUGUUCUUGAAGAAAUCCAUCGGCACUUGGGACACCAAUUUCCCCUUCAAAGAGGAGAUUUUGUUUACGGAUAGCAACGUUGACGAUUAUGGGCCAUUCUUGAUUGACACCGACGCCUCUAACAAUCUUUUCCUGAUCGCCCAGUAUGCAUCCAACCCAAGGUACAAAUUAUUCAAAGCAGCAGUGGAAAUCGACACAAAGUCUUCCUUUUGCACCGAAUGCACAGCUCAAAAAGAUCUUGAUUUCUGUAGAGAAAACACCGGAAUUUGCAAAAACGGUGGUAGUUGCGUGAGUCUGGGCGAGCAGCAGCCAAACUACCGGUGCGAGUGCGGAUCAAACUUCUCCGGCCGCCACUGCGACGUGUUUUUUGAGGAGGAGUAUUUUGUAGACCGUCCCUCUUUAGUGGAUAAUAUAAACGAAAUUAUCGAGACGACAACUGAUUACGCUGUCACUGAUAUCUUCGAAGGAGAGUAAAAUGAAGAUUAUUUAAACAUUUUGUUAUUCUUGCUAAGUAAUAUACAAUAAAAUAUAUUAAUAUC